CUCCCAUGUACAAGUUGAGCUAUACCAAGUGAAGAUUAGAAGUAAUAGUGCAAGUGAUACACUAGAAAAAAGAGAUAUGGGGAGGUGGUUUGUUAGUUUCAUGAUUGUUCUAGCAAUAGUGGCGGUUCACUCAAGUGCAAGAAGCACUCCUCGUCAUGAAGUAGUUCACAACACUGUAAAAAAUGUGCCCACUCGCUCGCCCACUGGUGCUGGCCUGGAUGAUCAAAAGAACUUCGUCACAUACGGGGGUGUUGGCGGUAUCGCUGGGGUUGGCUCUAACGGGCUUCCGUUCGGUGGAGUUGGGGGUCUUGGUGGAAUCGCUGGUCUCGGUGGUGCUGGUGGUUUAGGUGGUGGCAUCGGUGGAGUCGGUGGUCUCGGUGGUGCUGGUGGUUUAGGCGGUGCUGGUGGAUUAGGUGGUGGCAUCGGUGGUCUCGGUGGUGCUGGUGGUUUAGGCGGUGCUGGUGGAUUAGGUGGACUUGGAGGAUUGGGGGGUACUACUGGACUAGGUGGCCUGGGUGGUGCUGGUGGACUAGGUGGCCUGGGUGGUGCUGGUGGACUAGGUGGAGUUGGUGGCUUGGGUGGCGGAGUUGGUGGUGGCACCGGUGGAGGAGUUGGUGGUGGCGCUGCAGGAGGAGUUGGUGGUGGCGUGGGUGGUGGAGUUGGUGGUGGGACUGGAGUUCUUCCUUUCCCUUGAAAUGGUUGAGCUUUAGCCUUUAUAUUUUACUUAUUACUGGUCUUAGGGAUGUCCUGUUUUCGCAGUUAAGUGUUCGUUGUCUCUGUGAUAGAGGUUGUAUCUUUGUUUUGAUAUAUUUGGCUAUCCUUUAUUUUUUAGGUUUUGAUAACUCGUCGUUCCUAUGUAGCGGAAAAUAUUUUGCGUAAAUAAUUUCAUCGUGUGUUCUAUCUA
This is a messenger RNA of Mangifera indica (mango), 904 nucleotides long. Its product is annotated as glycine-rich protein 23-like. The record is from RefSeq and is a predicted model, not a curated record. The transcript has a single exon. Bases 77 to 694 code for a protein of 205 amino acids. Lineage: Eukaryota; Viridiplantae; Streptophyta; Magnoliopsida; Sapindales; Anacardiaceae.